AUGAGCCUGCCGCGCGCGGCGUGGCCCGAGGGCGGGCGCGAGCCGGAGCCUCCGCUGGGGCCGCCGGGCGGCUGCGGGUUCGCCCCGGGCUGGCUCGGCGUGUGCUGCGCCGCGCGCCUGCCCGCCGCCUCGCCGCGAUACCUGCUGCCCGGCGAGGAGGAGGAGGACGACGACGAGGAGGAGAGGGGCAGCGCGUCGCGGGGCGGCGGCGGGGCGCGGGGCGGUGGCCGGGCGCGGGGCGGCGGCGGGGCGCAGGUGAGCGGCGUGCAGAAGCAGCGGCGGCUGGCGGCCAACGCGCGGGAGCGGCGGCGGAUGCACGGGCUGAACCAUGCGUUCGACCAGCUGCGCAACGUCAUCCCUUCGUUCAACAACGACAAGAAGCUCUCCAAGUACGAGACGCUGCAGAUGGCGCAGAUCUACAUCAGCGCCCUGGCCGAGCUGCUGCACGGCCCCGACGCCGCCGAAGCCCCCGGUAAAACCGAGCACCGCGGGGCCGCCUCCGCCUUCGAGCCGCCCUGCGCAGCCCCGGGGCCGCCGCCGGGACCGCCCCCGCCGCAGCCCGGCCCGCCGAGAGCCUCCCCCCCCGGGCACGGCAGGACUCGCUUCGCCCCGCCGCCCGUGCCGCUCGACCCGCUGCGCUUCCCGUCCUUCGCGGGGCAGAGAGCGCCUUCCCCCGCCCUGUUGGUGCCGCAGCCCGGGCAGCCGCCGCAGGAGAGGAGCAAAACGUCGCCCCGGUCCCACAGGAGCGACGGGGAGUUCUCGCCCCGCUCCCACUACAGCGACUCGGACGAGGCCAGCUAGGGCGGGGGGCGCCGUCCCCAGCGCCCCUCGGAGCACGGACUCGGGUCCCCUCGGUCGCCUUUGAAAUCCGCCCCCUUUUCGCCCACCCCCGGCGAUUCCCGGGUUUGCCCGGGGAAUGGCUGUUAGCGGGGCACUGCGCCCUCCCCGUCUGUCAGGGUCGGUUGGGGGCUUUUAUUAUGAUUAUUUCCUUUUAUAGUGACCACUGUUAAAGUUUCUUUUGCCUAGAAGUCGUUGUUCCCUCCUGCCAACACGCCACCUCGCAGCGCGGAGCCGCUGACACCGAUCCGAUCCUGCCCUGGGUCGUAUUGCCGUGUGAAAAAAAGAAAAAAAAAAAAUCACACACACAAAUGUAAAUAACGCACCGUCUGGUCCUGUAAAUAGCGGAGAGCAGGUGGAUUUUCCUUAGCGCACCAUAUCGGCGUCUUUGGGGGGGAAAACUUGGCGCAAGCACUUUAUCAGCGGCUGGAGAUGCGGUUUCAAGAGGAAAGCUACUGAAUAACUGCCAAUUGGGGACCGAUAUUUAAUUAAGCCACUUAAUCCUAACGCGCUCUUAAAAAGGAAAACAGUUUUGUCGUGUCAAACUUUUAUGUCCGUUUUAAUUUGCUUUUGUGAUAAUAGGAAACGUAUUUAUUAUGGAGUGUUUGCAACUAUAUCUGCUUCUUUUUAUUUUAAGAAAACCAACUUUUCUACCACGAGAAUCGUUUUAUUUUUAUUUUAGC
This is a messenger RNA of Cuculus canorus (common cuckoo), 1520 nucleotides long. It is a transcript of the gene ATOH1, whose product is annotated as atonal bHLH transcription factor 1. The coding region runs from base 1 to 801 and encodes 266 amino acids. The transcript has a single exon. Gene Ontology annotation, molecular function: protein dimerization activity. Lineage: Eukaryota; Metazoa; Chordata; Aves; Cuculiformes; Cuculidae. The record is from RefSeq and is a predicted model, not a curated record.